AUGGCUGGAUACGAGAAUGCAACCUCGGAUAAAUCGCGCUCUUUGCCUAUGAAUAGCGAGAACACGAGGAAGUGGGCUGGGCAAUACGAGGAUAUGGAAAUUCCAAUAUAUAAGUACACCAUUAUUCUGCAAGGUCUCGCAGUUACCUUCCUCCCCCUCCUGGCCGCCGCUGCGCCCGUCGCAGACCCCGAAAUCGAAGCAGAUGGAGAGCUGGACCUUGAGAAGCGCGCAUCAGCGCAGACUUGCAAAAUCGUCAAUGUAGACCACUAUGUCAAUUGCCGGUACGAUGCGAAGUUAGAUGCGGGUGCAAUCUUUGGGUUUCCCAAGGGAGACAAACUUACCUUUGCGUGCUGGAAGCAUGGCGAUUGCUAUAAUGGGGUUUGCUCCUGGGAUCAAGUUACAUAUCUGAAGACAACGUGCUACGUCAAUGGGUACUUCACAGAUAGUAAUUGCUCGAGCAAAAAACUCCCCAAAUGCAAAUAG
Messenger RNA from Penicillium waksmanii, 483 nucleotides. Its product is annotated as putative MBL2-like secreted peptide. NCBI's taxonomy places the organism in Eukaryota, Fungi, Ascomycota, Eurotiomycetes, Eurotiales, Aspergillaceae. Bases 1 to 483 code for a protein of 160 amino acids. The transcript has 4 exons. The record is from RefSeq and is a predicted model, not a curated record.